Messenger RNA from Mya arenaria, 2556 nucleotides. RefSeq lists its product as uncharacterized. The record is from RefSeq and is a predicted model, not a curated record. NCBI's taxonomy places the organism in Eukaryota, Metazoa, Mollusca, Bivalvia, Myida, Myidae. The transcript is spliced from 9 exons.
AUGGACUCUGUUAAAAAGCAUGGAUAUGCUUUUUGGAUUGGUGCGACGGAUCGUUCUAAUGAGGAUGAUUUUUACUGGUUAGAUGGGACGUCUUGUUGUGGCGAAGGAUUUUGGGCGAAAGAAGAACCAAAUAAUGUUAAUGGAAAUGAAAACUGUGUCCAAAUUUGGAAAGACGAAGACCGGGAAGGCUUUAACGAUAACACUUGUAGUAAGAAAUUUGGCGCCAUAUGCAUGAUGAAAGAAUGUGAGACAUAUUCCCACUGCGUGCAGCACAGCUGUUACACAAGUGAAAACACUAUUUGUAACAAAUGCGACGGAGACAAUAUCUACUUCAAACGGACACAUUCGAAUACGAUGUGCGAGCGUAUGUGCGCAUGAUAUAACCACCUUUGUUGACCGGGCAAAUGUGGCGGUGACUUAGUGAAAAACUGCCAAUGCUCUGUCGGAUUUCAUAAAGUUUCAAAAGGAACCUCUGAAACUUCCUGCCAAUUAAACAGCAACAACACAGCUUCUAUUGAAACAUGUGCAAUGACAUUGUACAACAGUAAUGGAAAAGGUAGAAGUGCCGAGUCAAACACUACGUCAAAGGCGUGUGAUUUUCUACAAAACUUCUAUGGCAACUUCCAUCCCUCUAGACUUAAAUACGAUUUCGUCUCAUCCUUCCGUAUAGAUGCGUCUGGAUGGUGUACAAAGCCGGGAUACAUAAAAGAAAGUCACUUUGGUGUAACCGAUGCAAAGUUUGUCGUUGUUAAGCGAAGCGUAAUAGGCUCUGAUGUACAGAUAACGGAACACCACGUUUUGAAUGAUACAAACCAAAGUCUUGCGGCCAUGGAAUUAUUUACAACGAAGGCCAAUUUAAGUAUUGCAAGUGUCAGUUAUACCUUACGUGAUGGUGAGAGGCUGUGUGUGCAGUUUAAAGUACAUUCUGGCGGCUAUGUCGUUAGUAAGAAUGAGUAUUCCAUUGAUGACCCACCACGUCCAUACGACAAACCUCGAGCGACCCGAGAGCUCUGUUAUCGUUUCGAUUCGUCGUCGCCAGUGCAUUGUCAAGAAACUCAUGAGUGUUCCUUUGAACCUCUAGAAAUAAGAGAUCGUAUUACGCGAAAUCCGGUUAUACCCGUUAAGUUCAGAGGGUGGCAAGAUCCGAUUCCUGAAAACGGAAACCAAGAACAUGCUUCUGGAAUAGAAUCAUAUACAAUAACGGUUAAUGAGGUAGUUCCGCCGAAUGGUACACUUGGGUCAAGCAUUUUUUCUACGAAAGUGAAUGCAUCGGUUUCAAAUGUGUAUCUGAAUCUAACAUCUGACACCACUAAACUAUACUGUAUAUCAAUCGAAACGAAAGACGUCGCCGAUAACAUCCAACAAGCUAGAAGAUUUGUAUUGUAUGAUAAAACGUCUUCCGUUGAGUCAUUGGAAGAAGAUCUUUUCUUUAUAACAUCAGCUUCAAAACAAACUAAUCAUGAUUGGCAAACACACCACAAUGACAUUUGUAUUGAAUGGGAAGGGUAUUUUUACAACAAAUUUUAUAUGAAUAACAAGCUGCUAAACCCUGUUACGCCCGCACCAUUCAAUCUGAUACCAAUAGACAGUGUGUACGAGCAGAAUAAAGGACUUUUGCCAGUUUCAGGAACGACAAAUGUUGAUGGAAUCAUCCAGUUUAACUUAAAUUGGUUACGAUUUGAUCGCUUUGGUUUCAAAGGUUCAUAUGAACAAGCGGUUCAAAAUUUUACGAGGCAGCGCACUUGCAAAAGUCUUAAUAUGUCCGACGGUGACACGUUUGUGUUUCAUGUUGAUGCAAUAGAUAUUGUAAACAACUCACUUGUGAGAAACAGAACUGUGUUCAUAGAUCGAACAAUUCCUAAUGUAAACAAUAUCUACUUGGUAAAGAAUGGCGAACAUAUGCUGUUUGUACAUGAUAGCACAGAACUUUCAACAAUGUUGCUGUAUUUUGAAGCGUUUGAUAUCCAUAGUGGGGUGCAAAACGUUUUGUGGAAACUAGAAACAAGCGAUAGAUCUCUUACACUCGGAGACGGGGCGAUCGGUGCUGUCACAUUAGAUUCUGACUGCGGAAACGAAAGUGCAACUUGUUAUUGUCCCUCCAUAGGAAAAUGUGAACAUUUUAACUACACUGUAUCAUUAAACAAACUUCAAGCUCUAGGAACCAACAACGGAAAUCACAACAGAAAUUACGUGUUUACACUUUACGUAACAAACCACGCAUUGCUUACAAGUGUUGAGUAUUUAGACAUUUUGGUCGAUGGCUCGCCACCAGAAAAGGGUGUUGUGUUCGAAGGUGCAUCUGGUGCCAACGAGGUAGAUUAUACCAGUGAUACGGAGUUUCUUGUUAACUGGCAUGGCUUUAUCGACCACGAAAGCGGCAUCAAGAAAUAUAUCGUUGCUAUAGGAGAGAUGCUUGAAUGCUGAAGAGUUGAUGCUUGACAAAGAUAUCUCAACAAACAUAAGUUUUGUUCAAAAAAAGGAAGUACUUUACACCGAAACAACGACAAAAUUUUAUGUAAAUGAAACAGGAACUUUCUACACAAGUGUCAUUGCAUU